AUGCCAAAGCGCGGUCGACAGGUGGAAAUGCAGAGGGUUGUCCUGGCUGCCGAGGACGAUGAUAAUCUUGCUGCUCCGGUAACCCUCGCAUGCCCAUCGAAGACAGUCCAAUUUGCAAACCAUAUGAUCCUUGGUUCCCAAAUGGAGUUGUCAGAGAGAGACGAGUUGCCGAAGAAACUUCUCCGGGAAGAGGCCGGUCGUGCCUUCCGUCUCCAAGCCUCAGCGUCCAUGGAUAUGUGGCUGUGUAUGCGGCGUGCUAUCAAUGCUGCCAAGCGGGCCAAGAAGGUCUACGAGGAUGGUCGUGCGAAGGUCGCCGAAGCUGGCAAAGCACUCCAGGAACACGCUAAUCUACUUAAAGACAAAGAUGGGGGUGGCCCUGGAGGUUGCAGUAACGACGGCGAGGGAUGCCUAGGCCGCAAAGGAUGCGAUGCAUGUGGCUCUAGAGCAGUCAGAGCGAGCCAAAGCGGCGGAGAUCGAUGUUGCCAUCCAGGAGGUGAUCAGAAGCUACCAUUUGUCAACCGAGUUCUCCAUCCUGCUGGACAAGGAGGUGGGUCGGAGAUGACGGAUCUGCUUUACCGUUUCAAGCGGUACAAUCGUGGACGAAAGCUGAACCUUAACUUCAUCGCUGAUCCUCCUCCCCUACCGGAAGGCCUCACCGAGGAGAUGAUAGAAGACUACGAGGGGGAGGACGCCCUAUAA
Prunus armeniaca (apricot) is the source of this 699-nucleotide messenger RNA. Lineage: Eukaryota; Viridiplantae; Streptophyta; Magnoliopsida; Rosales; Rosaceae. The record is from the annotation of a GenBank genome assembly.